AUGACUACAGAUAGUCAAAAUUAUGUGUUACCUGCAUCGUCUUGCAAAACAGAGGUUACAGAGAUAGACAAAACCAGUGACAGAAGAGAAUGUGAUGGUGCUGGCGGCUUUCAGACUAUUCCUCCUCUCCUCUCCUCUGCUGGCAGUGAUGAGACCAUAGAGACAAGCAGACUGUUGGCAUUGGCAGCGAUAUCCAGACAUGAAGAGGAACUUGUCAGUGCUGCAAGCGUUCCUUCUGAUGGCAGUCAAGAGAACCAACCAGAAAUCCAUAAGGAGAUGGAGACAAUUGCUGAAAUGGAAGAUCUUGGUUCUUCAAAGAAUGGAGACAAUGAAGCUAUUAACAGUAAAACACAGAGAAGCAACUUUGAAGAUGAAACUCUGAGUUCACAUUUGGAACAUGGCUUGAAAGAAGAAGUGAAAUUUACCUAUAAUUGUUCUGCUCCGUUUCUUAAUGGACGUUCUCCUACUUCAGAAGAAUUGCUAGAAGACGUAGGGAAACUGGAGAUGAUCGCUUCCACUUCUGCUGAAUCAAAUACUACUGGACAGCAUAUUUAUAAGAUAUUAACACCAUUUCCUAAAAAAAGAUGUCAGCAGCAAAAUGUGGUUUCUCCUCAUGUAAGCCCAAAAGAACUGCAAAGCCAGCAAGAGGGUUUAGCAUGGCUAAGUAAUAGUAGCAUUCGCAAGCACCACCGGGUUAAAGAGACACAGCAGAUUACAUGCAGGCAAAGAAACAUGCCAAAGGCAGCAACUGGAAUUCAUAAGCAGAAGAAAGAGAACUCAAAGACCUGUAAAGAAUUACACAUGUGA
Opisthocomus hoazin is the source of this 807-nucleotide messenger RNA. The record is from RefSeq and is a predicted model, not a curated record. Lineage: Eukaryota; Metazoa; Chordata; Aves; Opisthocomiformes; Opisthocomidae.